Messenger RNA from Chrysoperla carnea, 1152 nucleotides. Its product is annotated as homeotic protein ultrabithorax. NCBI's taxonomy places the organism in Eukaryota, Metazoa, Arthropoda, Insecta, Neuroptera, Chrysopidae. Bases 139 to 1113 code for a protein of 324 amino acids. The record is from RefSeq and is a predicted model, not a curated record. Gene Ontology annotation, molecular function: DNA-binding transcription factor activity, RNA polymerase II-specific; RNA polymerase II cis-regulatory region sequence-specific DNA binding. The transcript has 3 exons. Gene Ontology annotation, biological process: anterior/posterior pattern specification; negative regulation of transcription by RNA polymerase II. Gene Ontology annotation, cellular component: nucleus.
UGCAGUUUAAUUGUUGUGGUCGAAUAAAAAAUAUUUCGCGUGACAUUUAGAAAGUUUGAUUGUUGUACCUUUAAUUAAAAAGGUGCGCGUGUUUUUUGUUGACUUUGCGUGAUUGUUGUUUUUUGAAAUCUUAUCAAAAUGAACUCAUAUUUUGAACAAAGUGGUUUUUAUGGUGGUCAUCAUCAGACAGCUAGUGCAAGUGCCGCGUCACAUCAUCAUCAUGAUCAAACAGCGGCCGCAGCCGCAUACAGAUCAUUCCCAUUAAGUUUGGGUAUGUCACCAUAUGCAUCCACACAACACCAUCAUCCAAGUUUAGCACAUCAAUCCGCAGCCACAAGACCACCACAAGAAUCCCCAUAUGAUGCAAGUGUGGCUGCCGCAUGUAAAUUAUAUUCCUCGUCAUCCGCAACCGCCGCAUCAAAUGAUCAAAAUUAUAGCACAAAUUCCACAACGAAACCAGAUUGCUCGAAAGCGGAUCAAAACGGUUAUGCUGCAGCGGUUAAAGAUUUAUGGCAAAGUAGUACUACAGGUGGCACAGCGGCAAAUAGUUUAGUGGCCCCAGUACGACCCGCGGCAUGUACACCGGAUUCAAGGGUAAGCGGUUAUGGUGGCUCAACGACAGUGGGUCUUGGUGGUGAUUCUGGAUCGAGUCCUGGAGCUGGAGGUGGUGGGCGCACAUCCAAUUCGAUAUCGUCAUGGAAUAAUCCAUGUUCGCUAAAUACAUCCGUCACACAACCUGUAGGAACACAAUUGCAUCAACAAUCGUCAAAUCAUACAUUUUAUCCAUGGAUGGCUAUUGCAGGUUCAUUGAGUGCAAAUGGUUUACGACGAAGGGGUCGACAAACAUACACGAGGUAUCAAACCCUCGAACUAGAAAAAGAAUUUCACACAAAUCAUUAUCUUACACGACGGCGAAGGAUUGAAAUGGCGCAUGCAUUAUGUUUAACAGAGCGUCAAAUUAAAAUUUGGUUUCAAAAUCGUCGAAUGAAAUUGAAAAAAGAAAUUCAAGCCAUUAAAGAAUUAAAUGAACAAGAGAAACAAGCUCAACAGGCGAAAGCAGCUGCACAAGCGGCUGCCGCCCAAGCCGCUGUACAGGGGGGUGAUCAACACUAGUGGUUACUGUAAAAUUAAAUUUAAAAGAAAAAAUAUAUG